Molecule: messenger RNA, 1209 nt
Organism: Vicia villosa (hairy vetch)
Lineage: Eukaryota; Viridiplantae; Streptophyta; Magnoliopsida; Fabales; Fabaceae
Product: nudix hydrolase 7-like
Exons: 8
Coding region: 224-1042 (272 amino acids)
Molecular function (GO): NAD binding; ADP-ribose diphosphatase activity; NADH pyrophosphatase activity
Source: RefSeq, a predicted model, not a curated record
ACCGAGUUUGAAAUUUAAAAAUGUUGAAACGCGUAACGCAGUGGAAUGUCUAUUAAUUUCUAUUCUAUUUAAGAACAGAAAAACAAAAAUACAUCAUUUCAUUAUUAACAUUCUUUUUUGAAUUUCAUUGAAAGAGAGAGGUUUGUUAGAAACGGCCAAGUUAGUAGCCAAACCACUUUUCGUUCUUCUGUUUCAAUUCGUAGUCCUUUUUUGUUUCAUUCAAAUGGAUGCUGAAAAGAUUGAAGAAAUGAGUGUUGAAGAGGAUAAAUUCGGAGGAGUUACUCUAACCGUUCAAAGCCCUAUGGAUUCUGAUUCAUUUGCUUCUAAAUUGGAGGAUUCAAUGUCUCAAUGGAGUCAACAGGGAAAAAAGGGAAUAUGGAUCAAUUUGCCCUUACAGCAUUCAAAUCUUGUUCAUUCUGCUGUCCAGGCUGGAUUUAGGUACCAUCAUGCUGAGUCAGAUUACUUGAUGCUUGUAUAUUGGAUCCCAGAUACCCCUGAUAGCAUUCCUGCAAAUGCUUCACACCGUGUUGGCGUUGGUGCUUUUGUCGUCAAUGACAAGAGAGAGGUGCUUGUGGUUCAGGAAACCAGUGGUAAAUUUGGUGGCACAGGUGUAUGGAAGAUGCCUACUGGAGCUGUGAAUGAAGGCGAGGAUAUUUCUGAUGCUGUAAUUAGAGAAGUGAAGGAAGAGACAGGGAUAGAGACAAAGUUUGUUGAAGUUUUAGCAUUCAGGCAAAGCCAUAAAUCUUUCUUUCAGAAAUCAGACAUGUUCUUUGUUUGCAUGUUGCAACCUCAAUCCUUUGACAUUCAAAGUCAGGCCUCAGAAAUUGAAGCAACUAAGUGGAUGCCGGUUGAAGAUUAUGCAGCUCAGCCCUUUGUGCAAGAAAAUGAGCUCUUUGAUUUUAUUGCGAAAAUAUGUUUAUCAAAGUUGAAUGGCAACUACACUGGUUUUUCUAACGUAUCUACUACUACAUCUUCUGGCAAAAAAACUUAUCUGUAUCUUAACAGUGAUGCUAUUGGUAACAACUUGUUAGCUUCCAAAUAGCAAGCUUAGCAUGAAGCUUGCUUUGUUACUCUCAACGACCAUUUGCUUCGAAGUGCGCCUGAAUUUCAUGACCAUUUAUAUUCUUUACAUUCUUUGUAUAGAUAUAUCAUAUCAUGUAAAUAGGGAUACUAUCAACUAAUAUAAAUAUGAACCAAAUUGAUUUUCAA